Molecule: messenger RNA, 1079 nt
Organism: Vombatus ursinus (common wombat)
Lineage: Eukaryota; Metazoa; Chordata; Mammalia; Diprotodontia; Vombatidae
Gene: DND1
Product: DND microRNA-mediated repression inhibitor 1
Exons: 4
Coding region: 24-1079 (351 amino acids)
Biological process (GO): negative regulation of miRNA-mediated gene silencing; mRNA stabilization
Cellular component (GO): nucleus; cytoplasm
Molecular function (GO): mRNA binding
Source: RefSeq, a predicted model, not a curated record
GCCUGGGUGGGUCCUCUUUAAACAUGCAGUCCAAACGGGAAUGUGAGUUGUGGUGUGAGCGGGUCAAUCCAGUGAACAAGGCUGCGCUGGAGGCUUGGGUGAGGGAAACGGGGAUCCGACUGGUGCAAGUGAACGGGCAAAGGAAAUACGGCGGCCCACCCCCAGGCUGGGUGGGCAGCCCUCCACCAGCAGGUUCAGAGGUGUUCAUCGGCCGCCUGCCUCAGGAUGUGUAUGAGCACCAGCUGAUUCCACUGUUCCAACGAGUGGGGCGUCUCUACGAGUUUCGCCUCAUGAUGACAUUUAGUGGCCUGAACCGAGGCUUCGCCUACGCUCGAUACAGCUCCCGCCGCGGGGCCCAGGCUGCCAUUGCAACUCUGCACAACCACCCUCUUCGGCCUGCCUGCCCGCUGCUGGUCUGCCGGAGCACCGAGAAAUGCGAGCUGACCCUGGAUGGGCUGCCACCAGCCCUGAGCCACCAGGCCUUGCUUAAGGCCCUGCAGCCUCUAGGCUCCGGUCUGCAGGAAGCACUGCUGCUCCCCAGCCUUAUGCACCCCCACACACAGAUUGCGCUGCUCAAGUUUAGCUCCCACCGGGCUGCGGCCAUGGCUAAGAAGGCUCUAAUAGAAGGGCGCUCAAAGCUCUGUGGUGAGCAGGUGACAGUGGAAUGGCUGAAGCCCGACCUGAAGCAACGACUCCGACAGCACACUGAAGGUCCUUUAUUUCGGGGCUUGGAGACUGAGAGCAGUCACAGGCUCCUACCUGAGAUACUGGGGUCCCCAAUACCCCCUAGCUGUGCCCAGACUACUCUUGAGACACUGUGCCAACAGAAACGCCUAGGCAUGCCUGUAUUCCUCACUAAGUGCUUGGGAGCUGGGCCUGCAGGCUGGCACCGAUUCUGGUACCAGGUGGUGAUUCCUGGUCACCCCAUGCCUUUCAGUGGCCUCAUCUGGGUAGUUGUAACAAAGGAGGGGCCAAGUGGACAUGAAGUUGCCAAGAAUGCCGUGUCCCUUCGCCUCCUGGAAGCAUUAGGUGAGCCAAGGAAAAAUGAGAGCCCAGGAUGGGGAUGGUUUUCCUGCUAA